AUGGGCGAAUGUAAAAAACAGCAAGGAAAAUAUCUCAGAAUCAUCUCCCCUGAGCCUCCUGUUAAACUUUACUGCUGCUAUGCAGUGAUCAUGGUCCUAACUGUAGCUGUAAUUGCACUUUCUGUUGCUUUGUCAGUCCACUUAAUUUCACUUCACAUCGUACUACUUUGUAAUUCUGUUUCCUCCAGCAACAAAUGCUAUGUGCUGAGAGGUGAUGUGUUCAGAACCGGUAAGGAGUGGUUAAUGAGUCACACAGACAGCUGGGUUGUGCUUGCAGAGUCCUUAUUAGGAAACUCAGAAUACAAAACUUUCUCUUCCUCUCCAGGGUUUCAGGUUUCAUCCCUCCUCCUUAGUUCAGGAAAGAUUCUUCCUCUCAGUUCAGGGAUGACUGCUGAAAAUGUUGAAGAGACUUCCAUGGGCAUGUUAAGAACAGAAAUGUCUGCCCUAGACCACCAAUCAGAGGGAGACAUGGGUAAAAAGCAGCAAGGAAAAUGUUUCAGAAUCAUCUCCACUGAGCCUCCUGUUAAGCUUUACUGCUGCUAUGUAGUAAUCAUGGUUCUCACUGUAGCUGUAAUCGUACUUUCUGUUGCCUUGUCAGGAUUUAGAAGACCUUUAGAAGAACAGUGCCUUCCUUCUGCUCAUUUAAGGGUUGAAAAAGUUGAAGUGAGAAAGGAAAAACCAGUCAUGUUGACCCCUGGAUCUUGCUAUGCAAACUGCCCAAAUGGAUGGAUUGGAUUUGGAAGCAAAUGCUUUUAUUUUUCUCAAGACAAGAGAAACUGGACAGUCAGCCAGGCCUACUGUAGGGCACAGGCAGCCGAACUAGCUCGAUUUGACAGCCUGGAGGAGCUGAAUUUCCUCAAGAGAUGUGCAUCAUAUCCUGCCCACUGGAUUGGCUUGUAUAGAGAGUCAACGGAACACCCUUGGAAGUGGAUAGACAACACUGAAUAUAAUAAUUUGGAACCUGUUUUUGGAGGUGGCCUUUUGGGUACAGUGUAUGACUAUAUACUCGCCAAUCAUUUCAACUACUCAAGAAAAUAUUGGAUUUGUAACAAGUUCAACAGCCGUACUUUGCAGUAUUCAAUGUCCAUUACUCUAUAAUCUAAGGUGGGGAAAGUGUCAAAGCAUUUGAUAGAAACCUAUUACAUGUAGACUUCUCAAUUAGUAAAGAGACAGUCCCUAAACCUUAAUAAAGAUUCCAAAAGUACCUUCCAUAUUCUCAUAUCACAUACAGUUAUAUGGAAUAAACAUGAACUAACAACAAACAGAAGGUCAAUAACUUGGAUCAAAUUAUGGACCUGCUAAAGAUCUAUCCUCUUUCUACAGUCAUAGAAAAUGUCCACUGCCAAAAGUACCAAGUAGACAAUUCCAUUGCCUCUAACAGAAAUAACCCAGCCUGUGAGGUAACUAGAGCCAUGUCUCUCACAGGCCUGCAUCCCUCUCAUACCCCACAACACAUAUUUACUUUACAUCCCACAUUUAUACUAUCAUUCUCAGAUGCUCCAUAGAUUCUAUCUUGUCUGCAAGAGUUCUUUCACCCAAUAGCCAUGCCUUUUCUCAUUUAAUUAAAACCUUUUUACAGCCCAAACCCGAGAAUCUAACUUUCCUAAGUGCUACCACAUCUUCUUGUAAAAUUUGCUAUAAUCAGUGGAUGGUUAUGUUAGAUGCUAUAGUAAAGAUUACCAAUGACUGUUUUUCAUCUGGAGUGCCAUGGGUCCUUAACUAUGAUACAAAAAAAAAUCCCCACAUUGCAGAAAGGUUAAAUGCUCUUAAAUAUGGAUCAUGUUUCUUCAAUACCAAUAAUGGCAACCUUCAUAAUUCUCUGGUCAAUGUAAACUGUAAGAUCUAGUUGAUCAUAGAGAAAGCAAGUAGAGUUUGUUUUGAAAUAUAUUUAGGUUAUAUAGGAAAAAUUAUCUCCAUUUAGCAAUCUGCUGGUGAACAGUCUCUAGACUCUACCACAUGGGUGUUCUGGUUAAAUCUUUUGGUACAGGUUUCCUGAGCUGUUGAAAUAUUUAUUUAACAAUAGCAUAGAUAGGGAAAGAAUUCUGAAACAUCUUUCACUAUCUUAAAUCUCUUAUGUAUUUUGUCAGAACUUUUAAUUACAUACCUUAACAACUUUCUUAUAUCUUCAAAACUUUCUUGUGCCUUCUCAUCCUCAGACAUUACUACACUUUCAUUGCAACUGGGCUACAUUUUUGACAAUAGCCUCUCCUGUGCUCUCUUUAAGAAAUUCAGUUCUGCAUCACAGUGACAAGUCUCAGUUGCUCUCCAUGAACUCUUUGUCUUUUUAAACGUAAUAUGAAGUAGGAGACAGUAACAUUGCAAAGUUCAGGUACCAGCAUGAUUUACAUUCUUAUAUAUGAGUAUGUACAUGGAGGUGAAG
Messenger RNA from Myodes glareolus (Bank vole), 2380 nucleotides. The record is from RefSeq and is a predicted model, not a curated record. NCBI's taxonomy places the organism in Eukaryota, Metazoa, Chordata, Mammalia, Rodentia, Cricetidae.